CACGUUGAGCGUGAUCGGCCGCACCCACGCGCCUGAGCUGCUGAGCUGCGUUCAACAUCACAAACGUCUCUAACGACACUAAAUGUCGGGUGAAGCGUUUUAAAGCCAGUGACGUCAGCGGAAGUCCAGUUAAGCGUUUUUAGUCUCCUCGGUAGUUGAGUCGUCAAACCGAUGCAAACAUUUCACUCAACACAAGACUGAUUUCCAACUGAGAAAACCGGGUCGGAGACCUUGUGUUGGGGAGGAUGGCAUCCCGCGGGAAAUCAGAAACAGGGAAACUGAGGCAAAACAUGGAGGAGCAGCUGGACAGACUGAUGCAGCAGCUCCAGGAUCUGGAGGAAUGCAGAGAAGAGCUGGACGAGGAAGAGUAUGAGGAGACGAAGAGGGAAACCUUGGAACAGCUGAAUGAAUUCAAUGACUCCCUUAAGAAGAUCCUGACAGGAGACAUGACACUGGUGGACGAACUGGGUGGGAUGCAGCUGGCAAUCCAGGCUGCCAUCAGCCAAGCAUUCAAAACUCCAGAGGUGAUCCGGCUGUUUGCUAAGAAGCAGCCAGGACAGCUGAGAACCAGACUAGCAGAGAUGGACCGAGAUGUCAUCGUGGGCAAACUGUCGCGGGACAUGUACAUGCAGCAGAAAAUGGAAAUCCUCACAGCCCUGAGAAAACUAGGAGAGAAGCUCACUGCCGAGGAUGAAACUUUCCUCACUGAGAACGCGACCGCAACCCUGAGCCAGUUUGAAAAAGUGACUGCAAAUCUCGGCUCCGAAGACAAAAUCCUGGCUUUAGCCAGCUCUGGGGUGAAACCCAAAGUGUAGUAAUUCAGCAAUAUAUUUUAUUAACUCAGCCUUUGUUAUUACCAGGAAACGAAUGUGCCAAUUGAUGGUUGAUUUUGUAAACAAUCUGAACUUCUAGGUGUUGCAGUGGAUGCUAACACUUUUUUAACAAUAUGCUUUUAUACCCCCCCCCCCCCAACACACACACAAACACAUACUUUUGUAAAUGUCUUUUAGUUCUGCAGAUAAAUGUAAAGUUCUAUUAUAGGUAUGAGCAUGUGAUUUGUUUAAGAUGAAGAUGUUGCACAUGAAUGUAAAGGAGAGUGGAAACGUUUCAGGAGAAAUAUUCUGUGGUGAAUUGUGCUGCAUUUCUUGUAAGCUGCUGUUUAUGUGUGAAAAGAAUGAUGUGGAUUUCCUGUGUGUGAAUGCUGCUUGUAUUAGAGAUGUUAUUUUAUCUCGACUGUAGCUGUGUAUAAGGCUUUGAAGAAAAAAGACGUGCAUAUAAAACAAGUGUGUAGAAACUCAA
Messenger RNA from Pleuronectes platessa (European plaice), 1299 nucleotides. RefSeq names its product leucine zipper and CTNNBIP1 domain containing (gene lzic). Lineage: Eukaryota; Metazoa; Chordata; Actinopteri; Pleuronectiformes; Pleuronectidae. The record is from RefSeq and is a predicted model, not a curated record. Gene Ontology annotation, molecular function: beta-catenin binding. The coding region runs from base 246 to 815 and encodes 189 amino acids. The transcript has 7 exons.